CUCCAUGCCAUACAAGUAGGUACCAUCAGUACCAAUUUAUGAACCAUCAAACCACCAAAAGCCACCAUAACCCUCCAAAAUGGAGUCUUCAGUACCCCUCCAAAUCGCCGAAACCAUCCAAACAGCCUCCAUAAAACAGAACCCAGACCCUCUCCACGACCUCAACCCCUCCACUGCCGCGUCACAAAAAGAACCCGUCAAAGUCUCCCACCCCUCCUACGAAUACGAUUCCGAAGGAAUAGACGACGAUGAAGAAGAAGAUAUCCCAUACAGUGUCCUUAAACCCCUGCCUCGACGACAGAGCUUCCCCCCAUUACCAGAUCUACGCUUCGAGCAGAGUUACCUGUCGAGUAUAGCUGGGGUGGAUUCGUAUUGGAAGAUAGCGUUGAUUACAGUUAGGGAUCAGGUAUGUAUUCUUAGCUGAUGGGGAAUAUGUAGGAGGGAUACUGAUUUGAGCCGUGCAGGUUUGUGCUCCUUUGCUGCAGGGAAUGGUUUGGAAUCUCGCAUUGCAAGGUUGGAAAUACUGGAAUAAGAAUGCUGUUCUACACGGAGAGAGCGUGGGUGCAAGGGCCCGGAGGUGGUGGUAUGGCGUCAACAAUUGGCCUAUCCCCAAGAGCUUUGGAAAUGACAGAAAGUUGGCUGCGAAAAUGGGAGACGUGAGUUGGACUCGCUGUGUUGUUGAUAUACCCUGUUUUACUGAUAUCAAUUAGUAUUAUCAAAAUCAAAGCGCAUGCAGUGAUUGA
Messenger RNA from Hymenoscyphus albidus, 743 nucleotides. Lineage: Eukaryota; Fungi; Ascomycota; Leotiomycetes; Helotiales; Helotiaceae. The record is from the annotation of a GenBank genome assembly.